UAUUCGUUGUGAAAACUAAAAAAAAAUGUGAGGUUAUGUUACUCAAAAUAACUUGAAUAAACUGUGUAUAAGCAGCAAUUAAAAAUUAAUUAAUUAAUUAACACUUCAUAAAAGAAGUGUUUAUUUUAGUGAAUUUAACAAUUUAUAAUAUGACCGGAUUGAUGAUGGAUUAUGAGUUUAAAAUUAAAACACAAACGGAACGAGUUAAAGUGGAGGAUCUAUUUGAUUAUGAAGGUUGUAAAGUAGGACGGGGCACCUACGGUCACGUUUACAAGGGUCGACGAAAAGACGGCUCGGAUCCGAAAGAUUACGCCUUAAAACAAAUUGAAGGAACCGGACUCUCGAUGUCGGCUUGUAGAGAAAUCGCGUUGCUUCGGGAGUUAAAGCAUCCCAAUGUAAUAACAUUAAUUCGAGUUUUCCUGUCGCACAACGAUCGCAAAGUCUGGCUUAUGUUUGAUUUCGCCGAACAUGACCUUUGGCAUAUUAUUAAGUACCAUCGGGCGGCGAAGGCGAAUAAGAAGCCAGUCAUCGUACCGACUGGAAUGGUGAAAUCCCUUCUCUAUCAGAUAUUGGAUGGAAUUCACUAUUUACACUCGAACUGGGUGUUACAUCGCGAUUUGAAACCAGCUAACAUCUUGGUGAUGGGUGAAGGACCGGAAAGAGGUCGCGUUAAAAUCGCCGAUAUGGGUUUUGCAAGACUUUUUAAUGCCCCGUUAAAACCUUUAGCGGAUUUAGACCCGGUUGUAGUAACAUUUUGGUAUCGCGCCCCCGAAUUAUUAUUAGGGGCUAGGCAUUACACAAAAGCGAUCGAUAUAUGGGCUAUUGGAUGUAUUUUUGCUGAAUUAUUAACAUCCGAGCCGAUUUUUCAUUGUCGACAAGAAGAUAUUAAAACAAGUAAUCCAUACCAUCAUGAUCAAUUGGAUAGGAUAUUUAAUGUUAUGGGAUUUCCCCAUGAAAAAGAUUGGGAGGAUAUUAAAAGAAUGCCGGAACAUCCUACUUUAUCAAAAGACUUUAAAAAAAAUAAUUACGUAAAUUGUUCCUUAGUAAAAUAUAUGGAUCGUCAUAAAAUUAAACCAGAUUCAAAAGCCUUCCACCUCCUCCAAAAGCUCCUUUUAAUGGACCCCAAUAAACGAAUUACUUCAGAACAAGCAAUGCAAGAUCCGUACUUUCAAGAAGAUCCGAAGCCUACUCAAGACGUAUUUGCUGGUUGCACCAUUCCAUAUCCAAAACGUGAAUUUUUAACGGAUGAUGAUCAGGAGGAUAAGGCUGAAAGUAAACGUCAAGCGCAACAACAACAGCAACAAGCGCAACAGCAGCAACAACAACAAAACCAGCAACAAGCGCAACAACAACAACAGAAUCAGCAGCAACAACAACAAAACGUCAACGUGAAUCAAGAUCAUGGAAAUCCCGCUAAAAGGGUUCGAUUAGGCCCACAUGCUGUUGAUGUUAAUCCUCAGGUGGUUCGAAUGUCACAACAACAACAGGAAUUUCAUCAACAGCAGAUGAUGUAUAAUAAUGGAAAUCAACAGCAACAAAAUUUUCAGCAAAGAUUUUAGUUACACUUAUGGUUAUUUUUUAUUAGAAUGUAAUCGUUAUUUAAAAGUAAUCAAUAAAUUUAUUUUAGGACUGA
Messenger RNA from Onthophagus taurus, 1633 nucleotides. RefSeq names its product Cyclin-dependent kinase 8 (gene Cdk8). Gene Ontology annotation, molecular function: ATP binding; protein serine/threonine kinase activity. NCBI's taxonomy places the organism in Eukaryota, Metazoa, Arthropoda, Insecta, Coleoptera, Scarabaeidae. Gene Ontology annotation, biological process: protein phosphorylation. The record is from RefSeq and is a predicted model, not a curated record. Gene Ontology annotation, cellular component: nucleus.